CAGUUAACAAAGAAACAGCCUUCUUCUCAACUCCAGUUGUUUUAAUCUGUAGCUUUUUUUUUUCUCAGUGUAAAAAAGUACGUAUUUAGUUGCAAUCUGUAACAUUAACCUCAUUUGAAUACUUUGAUUCCCUUCUGAUUUUCUUUCCUGAUUUAGUCCAAGGACUCCUCGUGACUUUCCAGACACAAUCACAUUCUAGACAGCAAACAGAUUAUGAAGGGAAAAUGGAGAGUUUGUUUGGCAGGGCCAGUAAUGAGGUGGCUAAAUGCCAGCUGGUCGCAAAACCAUUUUAGUCCAAUAUGAUCAACCCAGCCACACACACACAAUGCCUCUCUUGUGUUAGUGUAAAUUUCUCUCAACACACAGGGCUAUUGUGCUGUUCAUCAACAGCCCUGGAGAUUAUUUUAGAUUGUUUGGAUGAUAGAUCAGUGCAGUGUCCUUUUAUACUUUCUGGACAUGAUAUAAGUGAUGGUAUGGUUUUUGUAUACUACUAUGAUGAUAAUACCAUGGUAUUAUUAUAGUAAAUAUAUUAAUCAUACAGUACCGUGGUAUUAUGUUAUCACUAUAAAGCACAUCACUGAAAUGCAGUGGGCAAAAUGCUAAUGAAAUUUUUUUUUUUUUUUUUUGUGUGUGUGCGUGUGGUUAAAAUAUAAUGACUCCUAUCCAUUUUCUUUCACAGGCAGAUCAUAAUCAUCAAAAUCACAACUCUGCUUGUGCUCAGCCACUCAUUGGACCUGAUGAAUCAGUCUCUGAUCUUGGAGCCGUGAUAGACCCUGAUCAGAGGUGGGGCAGAGAAGAUGAUUUAGACCAGAGCAAGUUGCUUCCUGAGCAAACAGACAGCGGUUACUAUGAAGAGCUCAUCAGGCCCAAAAAGCUCCACAAUCCCAUCAAAGCGUCCAAGAGCCACCGGGAGCUCCAGCGAGAGCUGAUUAUUACACACAAAAGACUUAUUUUAUCUAUCAGAGGAGCAGUUGUGGAGGAGAAGCCGGAGUUACAGAGAGUUCUGGAAAAGAGAAACAGAGCUCAAGUUCUGAAACAAGACAGAAAACAGGAGGAGGAGAAAUCGCCACUGGAGCAGGAGUUACUGAAGAGACAGAUGAGGUUAGAGAAGUUUGAGAGAGAGGUCGAAGAGCAGAGAGAAAGGACAAAGUGUGCGCCUGAGUUCAUCAGGGUCAAAGAGAGUCUAAAGAGGACGGCGAUCACAAGUGCUGUGGAGAAAGAGCUGUAAUCACACAUUACAUUACUUCACUGAUCUACAUGAGUGUUGAUACUCCUCCAGCUGCUGAUUCAAACAGUUUUAUUUAGAAAAGCUUGGGGUUUGGAAUUUGAACGCGAUCACAGAAUGUGAAAAACCUGUUGACAAGGAAAAGAAUGUUGAAAAUGUAGACUUAUGUUCUGUCAUAUUAAGCACUUGUAAUGGUCGAGUAAGAUUUCAGCUUAAUUGCUGAUUACAUGGCUGUAAUUUGCACCAGAUAUAGAAACACACAAGAACAGAAUAACUCCAGAAUACUGGAACUGUAUCUAGUGUUUAAGUAUAGAAAUGAUUGGUCUGCCUUAUUUAUAGAUUAUAUACUUUUAUGAACUGACAGCAAUUCUUUCCACUUUUUCUACAUUUAUGGUUCAAAUCAUUUGGUAUGUUCACAAAUGCAUACUAGUUUCAGAUAUCAAGCACUAGUACAUUUAACAAAAUGGGUAGUACAAAAAAAAGGACACUGUAUCCCAUAAUUCAAUGUUUUAGACCUAAUUUUCCUUUUUUUCAUCUCUUUUUUUUGACUCACUAUUUGAUUGGGCAGGCAUAGCACUUUUUUUUCCAACAAAAUUAUCACAAAAAAUUUCAAAAUUAUCUUUUACAAUUAAGAUAUUGUUGAUUUAGACUUCUUGUAUAAGUGAAUUUUUUAUUUAAAGAAAUAGAUGUUUUCUUCAUUGCAGAUUUGGAUAGAUUUAGUAUUAUAUCACUUGCGCACCAGUUGAUCCUCUGCAGUGAAUGGGUGCCAUCUGAAUGAGAGUCACAACUCCAGUCCAUCAAUUAGUCCCUGUGCAGUGAAAAGCUGUGUGUUUGUAUCAAACAAAUCCAUCAUUAAGA
Cyprinus carpio (common carp) is the source of this 2083-nucleotide messenger RNA. Its product is annotated as protein FAM107B-like. The record is from RefSeq and is a predicted model, not a curated record. NCBI's taxonomy places the organism in Eukaryota, Metazoa, Chordata, Actinopteri, Cypriniformes, Cyprinidae. Gene Ontology annotation, biological process: actin filament polymerization; regulation of actin cytoskeleton organization; actin filament bundle assembly. Gene Ontology annotation, cellular component: neuron projection; stress fiber; synapse.